AUGGACAGACUAGUUGGCGAAGUUUUAGGCCAUGCUAUAGUUGGUCUUAUUAGUUUAAGUAUCGACGCUGCCGUUCAAUCGCGCAAAACCAACUUGACUACUCGGAAAGGUUCACAUUCAUUGAAUCCUCCAGCCACAAUGUCUAUAUCACAUCAACGUGCAAUCGUUACUUCUUCCAGUGCCAUUACGUUUGGUAACGAGUGCGAACGUCUUGUUAAUAUAGCAUUUGAAACGAGUCAAACCUUUCCAACCAUGAUGGGCACAUAUGCCGACUUCAUUGAAUAUCUACGUAAAGAACUUACAAAGCGAUACAGAGGAGUAUGUUUUGAGAUUAUUGUUGGUGGAAACGAAAUGUUCGGAUGUUCAAUUGGUGAAGAUGAAUAUUUUGCUGAAGUUCAACAUGAUCAAUACCGAGUGUUAAUCUUUUCAGUUAAACAAAACCCGUCAGUCAAGUCAGACACUCAUGCUGCAGAUAGUCAUUUAUCAUUUGUAUGGAAGUAA
Messenger RNA from Adineta ricciae, 501 nucleotides. The record is from the annotation of a GenBank genome assembly. NCBI's taxonomy places the organism in Eukaryota, Metazoa, Rotifera, Eurotatoria, Adinetida, Adinetidae.